GGAGGGAGGAGCGGGAAGAGCAGGAGCAGGAGCAGGAGGAGCGUCCGGUCCUUCCCGGCCCCCUCCGGCCCGGGUGGGCGCCAUGUACCCCAAGGAGUCCACCUGGAACAUCUCCUUCGCCGGCUGCGGCUUCCUGGGCGUCUAUCACAUCGGCGUGGCCAGCUGCCUCCAGGAGCGCGCCCCUUUCCUGGUGGCCAACGCCCGGCACAUCUACGGGGCCUCGGCCGGGGCGCUCACCGCCACCGCGCUCGUCACCGGAGCCUGCCUGGGCGAUGCCGGAGCCAACAUCAUCGAGGUGUCCAAAGAGGCCCGGAAGCGUUUCCUCGGCCCCCUGCACCCGUCCUUCAACCUGGUGAAGAUCAUCCGCCUUUGCCUGAGCAAGACCCUGCCGGACAACGGGCACGAGCUGGCCGCCGGCCGGCUGGGCAUCUCCCUCACCCGCGUGUCCGACGGCGAGAACGUCAUCCUCUCCGAGUUCAACUCCAAGGAGGAGCUCAUCCAGGCCAACGUGUGCAGCACGUUUAUUCCGGUGUACUGCGGCCUGAUCCCGCCAACCCUGCAGGGCGUGCGCUACGUGGACGGCGGCAUCUCGGACAACCUGCCUCUGUACGAGCUGAAGAACACCAUCACGGUGUCCCCGUUCUCGGGGGAGAGCGACAUCUGCCCCCAGGACAGCUCCACCAACAUCCACGAGCUCCGCGUCACCAACACCAGCAUCCAGUUCAACCUCCGCAACCUCUACCGCCUGUCCAAGGCCCUGUUCCCGCCCGAGCCCAUGGUGCUGCGGGAGAUGUGCAAGCAGGGCUAUCGGGACGGACUGCGCUUUCUGAGGAGAAACGGCCUCCUGCACCGGCCCAGCCCCCUGCCCCCGCUGGGCCCGGAGAAGCCCCCCGAGGGUCCGGAGCCCGAGGACGCCGAGGCGCAGGCCGACGAGAGGCAGAUGGAAGAGAACGGCACCAUGGCGGCCGUGGACGAUCACAUCCUCGAGCACCUGCCCGCCCGGCUCAACGAAGCCCUGCUGGAAGCCUGCGUGGAAAGGAAGGACCUGCUGACCACCAUCUCCAACAUGCUGCCCAUCCGCCUGGCCACCGCCAUGAUGACGCCCUACACGCUGCCCCUCGAGUCCGCCGUCUCCUUCACCAUCCGGCUCCUGGAGUGGCUGCCCGACGUGCCCGAGGACAUCCGCUGGAUGAAGGAGCAGACGGGCAGCAUCUGCCAGUACCUGGUGAUGAGAGCCAAGAAGAAGCUGGGCGGCCACCUCUCGGCCAGGCUGGCGGACCGGGCGGAGCUGCGGCGGACGCGGAGCCUGCCGGCCGUGCCCCUGACCUGCGCCGGCUACGGGGACGCCCUGCCCGCCUGGCUGCGCAACAACCUGUCGCUGGCGGAGGUGGUCAACAAGUGGGAGGACUACCAGCGCCAGCUCCUGCUCGGCCUCUUCUGCGUCAACGUCGACCUGCAGGCCCCCCUCUUCCCGCCCGACGCCCUGCGCAUGAAGCCCGCCCUGCCCGCCGCCGACCCCGCCCCGGCCUCCCCGCGCCCCUGA
Ornithorhynchus anatinus (platypus) is the source of this 1543-nucleotide messenger RNA. RefSeq names its product patatin like phospholipase domain containing 2 (gene PNPLA2). The record is from RefSeq and is a predicted model, not a curated record. Gene Ontology annotation, molecular function: triacylglycerol lipase activity. Gene Ontology annotation, biological process: lipid homeostasis; triglyceride catabolic process; positive regulation of triglyceride catabolic process. The transcript has 9 exons. Gene Ontology annotation, cellular component: membrane; cytoplasm; lipid droplet. Bases 83 to 1543 code for a protein of 486 amino acids. Lineage: Eukaryota; Metazoa; Chordata; Mammalia; Monotremata; Ornithorhynchidae.